AUGCCGCCGUUGGUCGACCACGACCAGAUUUAUGUUUUCCCGAUGGAAAAGCUGUGGGUGCUCUUCUCCGUACUUAUAACUGGUCCUUUGCAGGUCUUAUCAGGUUUUCUAUCAUGGUAUCUUGCAGGGAAACUCAAGGCUUUUGAUCGUCGGGGCCACGUUGCAAAACUGUGCAUUGUGUUCCUUCCUCUGCUUUGUGCAUCUCUUAUUGCAAUUUCCCGAGUUGAUGACUACUGGCAUCAUUGGCAAGAUGUGUUCGCAGGAGGUUUUCUAGGAUUGGUAAUUGCUUCAUUUUGUUACCUGCAAUUCUUCCCACCACCUUAUGAUGUAGAUGGUUGGUUUCCUCAUGCGUACUUGCAUGCAAUGGCUGACUCCAGACACAACGAUCAACCGACUGCAAACCCUCUUCAGUCGAGGCCGUCAGAGAUGGAGACUGUUUAUGUUUCAUCUGAGGGCCAAGAUGGGAUCCACUUGAGGGACACAAUCCUGAUUCUGAACUCGAUGGAGGCUGGGAGAAGACAGUGAGUUCGACGCUGGGAUGCUGCACGAGUGUAGCAUAGAUUUUCCACAUCCAAAUAGUUGGAAACAUGAUUCAUCAUCUCUUCUUACCUCUCACCAUGUUUUCAUUCUUGAUCCCCAGCAACUGCUUUAAUUUCCCCUUCAAAUGGGAAAUUGAAGGCAGUGUGUAAGAUUCAUUCUUCUCUCUUCUUCCUGCUGUGUAGGGAGGGUCUCUCCUCUGCUCUCUAUGUAUACAUGAUGAACUCCAACAUCUUGUUUUAAGUUAUUCUGCAUGCUGAAACAUUAGAAUUGUCGAAACAUGCAGCCACUGAUGGCGAAAUCUUUCCCUGGCACCAAAACUGUAAUUGGGAAAGACUGUUUAACUCUUCAAUCCAUCUUUUUGUGCUCAAAA
Molecule: messenger RNA, 910 nt
Organism: Musa acuminata subsp. malaccensis (wild Malaysian banana)
Lineage: Eukaryota; Viridiplantae; Streptophyta; Magnoliopsida; Zingiberales; Musaceae
Source: RefSeq, a predicted model, not a curated record